Mesocestoides corti is the source of this 1899-nucleotide messenger RNA. The record is from the annotation of a GenBank genome assembly. NCBI's taxonomy places the organism in Eukaryota, Metazoa, Platyhelminthes, Cestoda, Cyclophyllidea, Mesocestoididae.
AUGUUGAGGAUUCCUGUUUCUCGCAUACUUUUAUCACAAUUACCAAGUAGGGUUUUAUCAACCCAGGCGAAACCCUUUUACUAUCAGGAUCUCCUGGAGUUCGAGAAACCUCCUUAUGCUGACACUGCAUUUCGGAAACUUACAGGAGACUAUGUACAAACAACUGAUGUGAAUGGCAAAAGGGUUCUUGAAAUUGAUGGCAAAGGUUUAACCCUAUUAUCUCAACAAGCCAUGGUCGAUAUCGCUCAUCUUUUACGACCUUCCCACCUACAGUCACUGUCAAAUAUUCUCAAAGAUCCAGAAUCUUCAAAAAACGACAAGUUUGUGGCGCUCGAACUUCUAAAAAAUGCAAACGUUGCAGCUGGCAUGAUUUUACCUAGUUGCCAGGACACUGGUACCGCUAUUGUGAUGGGUAAAAAGGGCCAAUAUGUUUGGACUAACGAGGAUGAUGGAGCCGCCAUCUCAAGAGGCAUUUACAAUACGUACAUAAACCAAAAUCUUCGUUACUCUCAGGUCGCACCCCUGGAUAUGUUCACAGAAAAGAACACUGGGACUAAUCUGCCCGCCCAGAUAGAGAUUUAUUCAACCCCAGGGAAUGAAUACAGUUUUCUAUUUAUGGCUAAAGGUGGUGGUUCGGCCAACAAAUCAUUCCUGUUCCAGCAGACCAAAGCUCUGCUGAAUGAAAAGCGACUCUACGAGUUCGUCACUGAGAAGAUGAAGACUCUCGGAACCGCCGCUUGUCCACCCUACCACCUUGCUGUCGUAAUUGGUGGCACAUCUGCAGAAUUUAAUUUAAAGACAGUCAAAUUGGCGUCUGCUAAGUAUCUCGAUCAUCUUCCUACAAGCGGGAAUGAACACGGUCGUGGAUUCCGUGAUUUGGAGGCAGAACGACGCAUCACCGAAAUUGCUCAAAAUUUAGGCAUCGGUGCCCAAUUUGGUGGCAAGUAUUUCUGUCACGAUGUUCGAGUUAUCCGCCUACCACGUCACGGUGCUUCUUGUCCCGUCGGAAUUGGUGUUUCCUGUUCGGCUGAUAGACAGUGCUAUGGCAAGAUUACGAGUGAGGGCAUUUUUGUGGAACAGUUGGAGAACGACCCAGCCAAAUAUUUACCUGAUCCAUCAGACGUCAUGCUCUCUGGGGAUGUGGUCAACAUUGAUUUAAACCAACCCAUUUCCGAGGUCCUUGCAACUUUAAGCAAGCACCCUGUCAAGACUCGUCUCAACCUUACUGGCACCCUAAUUGUUGCUCGGGAUAUUGCUCACGCCAAGAUCAAGGAGCGUCUUGAUUCCGGUCAGCCGAUGCCAGAAUACAUGCGCAACCACCCUGUUUACUACGCCGGUCCCGCCAAAACCCCAACGGGAUAUGCUAGUGGCUCCUUUGGUCCGACUACCGCUGGUCGCAUGGAUAGCUACGUUGAUCAGUUCCAAGCACAGGGCGGUAGCAUGAUUAUGCUCGCUAAAGGAAACCGUUCCAUUGAUGUAACUAAUGCCUGCAAAAAACAUGGUGGGUUCUACCUUGGGUCAAUCGGUGGUCCUGCUGCUAUUUUGGCACAGAAUUGCAUCAAGAAGGUGGAGACAGUAGAGUACCCCGAACUUGGAAUGGAGGCAAUCUUCCGCGUUGAAGUCGAGAACUUUCCGGCUUUCAUCGUUGUCGACGACAAGGGCAACGAUUUCUUUGAGGAAUUUCAGCUGGCUCGGGUAUUCUACACAGACCAGACCGGCGUGCCCUUCGUGGACCACAAAAUGAGGAGGUUCCGCAACGUCAGAUUUGUGGCCGAGCCGGGCCACCGCCCGACAGCUAUUUUAUUAAACGAAGAACGCGGUGAAGCUCAGGAGACCUACUCCAUCGAGUUGUGGGACACUAACACCAUCGAGGAGUUCUUCCGGGAACGUCUUCUGUAG